Molecule: messenger RNA, 427 nt
Organism: Podarcis raffonei (Aeolian wall lizard)
Lineage: Eukaryota; Metazoa; Chordata; Lepidosauria; Squamata; Lacertidae
Gene: PHPT1
Product: phosphohistidine phosphatase 1
Exons: 3
Coding region: 62-427 (121 amino acids)
Biological process (GO): peptidyl-histidine dephosphorylation
Cellular component (GO): cytosol
Molecular function (GO): protein histidine phosphatase activity
Source: RefSeq, a predicted model, not a curated record
AAGGCGGGCGCUGAUUGGCUGGCCCGUCCGCGCUCCUCAUUUCUCCUCAGAAGGCGCAGCAAUGGCGGACGGAGACUUGAAGCGGGUUCCCGACGUCGAUAUCGACGAGGCCGACGGCGUCUUCAAGUACGUCCUCGUCCGCGUCACCACGCACGGCGCCGGGCCGGGGAAGGACGUCGUGCGCGGCUACGCCUGGGCCGAAUAUCACGCCGACAUCUAUGACCGCGUCUCGGAGGAUCUCUCCCGGCUCGGGUUCGAGUGCGAGUGCCUGGGCGGCGGGCGGAUCUCCCGCCAGAGCGGAUCCCGCCAGAUCCACGUCUAUGGCUACUCCGUGGGGUUCGGCCGGGCGCCGCAUUCGGUUACCACCGAAAAACUACGCGCCGCUUUUCCGGACUAUGAGGUCACCUGGGCAGACGACGGCUAUUGA